Molecule: messenger RNA, 1359 nt
Organism: Coccinella septempunctata (seven-spotted ladybird)
Lineage: Eukaryota; Metazoa; Arthropoda; Insecta; Coleoptera; Coccinellidae
Product: bone morphogenetic protein 1-like
Exons: 7
Coding region: 1-1359 (452 amino acids)
Molecular function (GO): serine-type endopeptidase activity
Source: RefSeq, a predicted model, not a curated record
AUGGUCAGCGAUGUUGUAGUUCUUUAUCAUCAUAUUGGGGGGAAGCUUUACAGCAAACUAGUUACAACAUCAGGUUCUAUACCAUCCAGUGCAAGAUUCAAUGGAGUAACAUCCUUUUCAUCGUUCCAAGAACUUUCGCCUGAAGAAAAAUGCGACGGUCUUGAAACCCUCCUCUACGAUGAAGACAACAAAUGGACACACUGCACGCGACCGGGCGACUCGGAACGACAGAUCGAAAUCGUGUCACGCGGUAAUAGAGUUACACUACAAGUGACCGUUCGCGGAAUCGGCAGCGGGACCCUUGGCCUUCGGAUGACUUACAGAGCGGAACCGAUCGAAGAAAUCGUGGGAUUGUGCGAAUUCGGAUGGGUGGCCCUGAGGCAAUUUUGCAUAUCCGCGGUCGAGGGGGUGCGAUUGCCCUGGGCUCAAGCGGAAAUGGAGUGUAUUCGAAGAGGUGGGCAUUUAGCAAGUGUACGGAGUGAACAUGCCCAGAAUAUCGUCAACAGUCUCCUUCUAAACAGCCCUGGUUAUCGUGAUGACAACGCGUACUGGAUUGGCGCUUCGGAUAAAACAUACGAAGGGGAUUUCCGAUGGUCCGAUGGUUUACCUUUUUCUUAUUCCAACUGGUUUCCUGGAUGGUCCCAACAUGGCCAAUACAAUCGUCAACCCAACGAUGAUGGAUUAAGUGAACAGGACUGUGUAGAAGUGAGAAGAAUUUAUUCGCUGCCAACAUCGGUUACAGGAAUCGCAAAUAAUUUCAUGUGGAAUGACCGAGACUGUUCUACGCCAAACUAUUUCAUUUGUGAAAAGCUUCAAAACGAUGAGCCCUUAGAAGAUACUUGGCCUCUCGACUGUAACAAGACAAUUACGCUCACACGACAGCAUCCACGUGCUCUAGUCUCCAGUCCAGGAUUUCCGAGACACUAUCCAGAUAAUGUGGAUUGUAACACCUAUAUUAUUGCUCCGCCUGGAUAUCAAAUUCUUCUCGACUUCGAGGAGUUAGUUCUGGAAAAUGAACCCACUUGCAGUUAUGACUACUUGGAAAUCUUCGAGAAUGGCAUCGACCAACAGCGAACUUCAUCUAAGAAUCAAACCCUUACAAGACGACUUUGUGGUGAUUGGAGUGCCAAACUCAAAUUAUUGCGUUAUAUCAGCACUUCUUCUAGGCUUGUUCUGAAAUUUAGCUCUGAUUAUUCCCAUCAUUUUGGGGGAUACAAGGCAAGAGCUUCAAUGGAAAAUGAAAAAGGAAAGAAAAUAUUACUUGCUGUACAAUUCUGGGUAAAGGAACCAAUCAAACUCUUUGUUCUAAAGCGACGUUUUGAUGAAUUUUAUCGUCUUCUUCAGGCUAAGAACAAUUGA